Messenger RNA from Toxotes jaculatrix (banded archerfish), 2861 nucleotides. It is a transcript of the gene c16h2orf42, whose product is annotated as chromosome 16 C2orf42 homolog. The coding region runs from base 24 to 2330 and encodes 768 amino acids. The transcript is spliced from 8 exons. Gene Ontology annotation, cellular component: nucleus. The record is from RefSeq and is a predicted model, not a curated record. Lineage: Eukaryota; Metazoa; Chordata; Actinopteri; Toxotidae.
CGGCUGUCUGGAUGUAAGGAGGAAUGGCGACGGUCGAGGCGGUUUUUGGAGGCCAGAGUCGAGCUGGAUUUGACCAAAGAGAAGCGGAUCGCAGGUCUGAAUCUCCUCACUUCCUGCUAAACUCUGAGAGACAGAGUCUCAGAAUGGAGACUGAGGUAACAGUGUCCUCCUCAUCGAGCCUGGUCUCGUCCUCCGCCCCCCAGACCUCGACCACUCAGGCCAACCUGGUGGCCAAACAGCGAGACAGCAGAAAGGCCGCGUCCACGACUCCCGCCUUUCUCUCCAACCUGGGGAGGGCCACCCUGCGGGGCAUUCGCAAGUGUCCUCAGUGCGGCGUCUACAACGGCACCCGCGGGCUCAGCUGCAAGAACAAGGCCUGUGGGGUGUCCCUGAGAAAUGCCUCGGCAGGAGGCAAAAGCAGCAAGAAAUGCGCAGUGGAGGUGGUGAAAGUGAUAAUAGACAGUGAGGAGAGAGGAGGGAAAGAGCGCGAGGGAGGAGGGGUCCUGGGUGGCGGAUCAGGUGGAGGAGUCCAGGUGUUUUCAGUGUGUCACAGAGGAAGAGGAGCCACAGCUACACAGCUUGGCUUCGUUGAACUCGUGCCCACUGACACUGCUAUAGCCACCGGCGACGGCGCCACCCUGCUAACCCGGAUCAACCUGGGCCGCUGCUUUUUGCCCUCUUGCCGACAGGGUCAAAGGUCAAAUCAGGGCGAGGCGGAAUCAGCGACGGCCGGUUCCAAGCAGUCCUCCGACAGCCUCUGCAUCCACAUCAAACAAGCCAUCGAGUGUCAGAGCCGUGCAACGCCGCUGACCUUAAAGAGCUCCGUCCUGGAGGGUUUGCAGGCCUCCAUCCAGGCCAGGGAGGAGCUGUGGCGGCUGGCCACGGAGUCUCCGGGGCCCCUGGUUCAGCGCGUUUCAAAAGACACCCUGGUGGUGAAGUGCCACACAGACUCCCAUCAUCCUCUGGGCCUGCUGCAUCUCACUGUCGGUGCAGGUGGACUGUCCGAGGUCUCAAAGAGCGAGAGAAGGGGCAGAGAGACGCAGCAGCACAGCGUUUUCCACUGUGCCUGUCAGGUGAGCGGCAGAAGAAACAAACCUGGCACUGAUGGAGCAGGUGGAGCCACCAGCUCGGCCGCACCGCAGCCCUGCCUUCACUUCUACGCCUGCGUGUGUGCCUUUGCAAGCGACGAGAAACUGGCUUCAGAGUUUGCUGCUUUCAUCAACUACACCCCCAGUGGGGUGCAGCAGCAAAAUGCUUCCAGUAGAAUAACUGGUCCCAGUGAGAAGCCUCUGCAGGCCGAACCAGUCAACUCCCAUCACAAAGCAAAGAAACUUCGCCUGGAUGAAUCUCUCUCUGGUGGUUUCAUCCUAACACCUCCUGAAAGAUUUAUCACAAAGCAUUUGUCUCUCAUUAAUGCAGGACGCGUUUGUCUGAGUCGUCCACUGUCCUUCCUUCUCAUUCUGUCUUAUCUUUCCCAACCUGUCGUUCUUUUAAUUUCCUGCCCCUCAGUGGCCUCUGCCUCUGGGGUGGGGACAGAGGGAGUGUCAGCCUCCGGCCUGAGGAAAGCUGGUCAGAGGAAAGCCCCUGGUGCUGGUGGGCUGAAGGCUCCAGGGAGCAACCAGGCUGUGGACGAGCGCACGGUGACGCUGGGUUUCCAUCAGUGGCUGGCCAGUGUCACAGAGAGGAUCCACCAGACCAUGCACUACCAGUUUGAUGGGAAACCUCAGCCUCUGGUGUACCACGUUCCCCAGGAGUUCUUCAACGCUCUGCAGCAUCGCCUGUCGCUCGGAUCGAAGAAGAGGAGACUGCCCAACUUCACAACAGCGUUUGUGAGAAAUGACGGACUUCCUCUCGGCUCUUUCUCCAAAUACACCUGGCACAUCACCAACCCGAUGCAGGUCAAACGCAUCUUCGACACUGCAGAGUUGCCUCUGGAGCUCUCUCAGAGUUUUGUAAAAAACGCUGACGGCUCUUAUUCACGCUUUCACUGUCCCGAGCCUCCGCCUGAGCCCGAGAUACCAGAGGGAUACAGGACAGAUCGGCCGCAGGCCAUACGACCCAUGGAGCUCCGCACCUUCCUCAAAGUCGGACCGGGCACGGCGGACCAGAAGGAGGCCAGUCCGUUCGUGAUCGAGUGGAUCCCGGACGUUCUCCCUCGCUGUCAGAUGGGGGAGCUCAGGAUCAGCUUCGAAUUUGGCCACCAGCAGAGCGGGCAGCCGGAGUACUGUGACACCAUGGGUGCGGCGGAGAGAGGAGGAGGUCGUAACAAGUCGGACUCCACCCAAUCCAAACACACCAAGGCUGUCGAAAUCCUUCAGGUGGUUGUCUAAUGUCCCCUCCGUCCUCCCCUGUGUCCCCAGUCCCAUUCUUAUUAACAUCUGCAGUGACUGAUUUUAACUGCAGCCCUUUCUCACUCACAUGUUUCUGAUAUAGACAUGUACAGUAUGUGACUCAGCCAUAAAUCUGUGUUACAUUAUGCAGGGUCUGGAUAAUCAAUGGCCACGUUCCACGUAUUGAUCAACAGUAUUUUCAAACAUGUUUCUCCUCGUUGGCUGUGAUUUUCCCUAAUAUUAAAUAUGCACACUCACUGUAAAAUAAAUAAAUAAAUAAAGGAAGUAUAUUUUUGAAAGAAAUAUAUAUUUUUAUAGCUAAUAAACAAAACACUUUUGUCCAACACAGAUAAAACAACUAGUUCAGAGCAUUUUAAAAACAAUGUAAGCAUAAAUAGAAAUGGACGUAUUCACUGAAUCCCAUUUUUCCUAACUUUUCCUAAAGGUAUGAAAACCUGUGUGUUUAAACUUUCAAAACAAGCUUUUUGUUUUGCUAUGUAAACAUUAAGAAAAUAAAACACAUUAAAUGGA